AUGAAAAUAACAAUCACAGAUUUGAAAAAUUUAUGUAAAUUUAGUUUAGCUAGUGGUAAUGCAGUUAUUCCUUUUAUUUCAUAUAUGUAUUUAGGGAAUGAUAACUUAUUCUCGUUAAAAUCAUUUUCAGUAUUCUCAGGAUCCCUUUUCAUGGUUUUUAGAUAUUUUAUUAUGAAUAGGCUAUGGCAAGUUAAGCAUUCAAUUAAGUGAUUGAAUGGAAGUAAGAUAAAAUAAUGACACGUACUUGUAAUCGUCCAAUUCCAAUUCAAAGACUAACUCGCAUGUAAGGAGGAUUGAUAGGAUUUGCAUUCUAUACAGUUUCUAAUGUCCUGAUGUAUAAUGUAUAUUUAUUAGUGAUUUAGUAUUUGCCAAUCAAUGCUUUAGUGAUUAACAAUUUAAUUUUCUUCUCUUAUUUAGGAAUCUAUACAACUUUGAAAACAAGAUCUCCUAUCAAUACUUUAAUAGGUGCAGUAAUUGGAGCUCUUCCAGUAGUAUUAGGAGCUGCCUGUGUUAAUUAUGAUAGUUUGUAUAAUUUAGGAAUGUGGGGAAAUUUUGGUUUCAUGUUUUCAUGGUAAAUCAAUCAUUUCUAUGGAAUCUAUUGGAAAUAUCAAAAGGAUUAUUUAAGAGCUGGAUUUAAAAUGAUUAAUGAUAGUACUGUUGCAAGUAGACAUAUGAAAAUAUGUUUGGCAAUUAAUGGAUUUAGUUGGUUAGGAACUGCAUCAUAACAUUCUUAGCCUGAAUUAAAAUUUAUCAGUUGUAUCUCAGGAUUAUUAUCAUUAUAUUUUUGGAAUUAUAGAGCAAUCAAAUUAUUUGAAAGUGAUCCCUCCAAGAAUGUAUGAAAAACUAACUUAUUUGUUAGGCAAACUAUCUUAAAAAAGCAUCCUACAACUUUUUCUUGGUCUACUAUGCUUUAUUAUUAUUAGAUAUAGGAAUCAAAAGAAAUUAAGAAAAAUUAAAUCAUUGA
Paramecium sonneborni is the source of this 964-nucleotide messenger RNA. The record is from the annotation of a GenBank genome assembly. NCBI's taxonomy places the organism in Eukaryota, Ciliophora, Oligohymenophorea, Peniculida, Parameciidae.